Molecule: messenger RNA, 810 nt
Organism: Symbiodinium pilosum
Lineage: Eukaryota; Dinophyceae; Suessiales; Symbiodiniaceae
Source: the annotation of a GenBank genome assembly
AUGGCUACUGUGUCAACCCCGCCAAGAGCUUCCAACACGCUCUCCAGGGAGAUGCUGACGGUGGCUCCAGCUCAAUGUCCGGCUAUGACAGCCGCAGCUGGUCAACUGCUUCCAGCAGACACGUCCAAGAUACAGGUCCCACCUGUGACUGCCCAACCAAUGCCUACUCCUAUAUUUCAAACUCAGACUGUUCCAGUGACCGCAACGUUUCCACAGCCACAAGUACUAACGACCCAAUGCACCCAAGCCCCAACAUUUUUCGCAGCACCUGCGCAAGUACUACCACCUGUGACCUUGCAGACCCCCCUGCCGGCUUCACAGACCGCCGUGGCAAGCACGGUGUCCGCUUCUGCUGCCCUUCCAGCAGCCCAGCCUUGCUCCACCCCGACGAUGGCAUGCAGGCAGAUACCUUCUGCACCGAUUUCGACGAUUUCGGCUCUGGAGCUCUGGGGUGUGUCGGGAGCUCUACCACCCCGUCCAAUCCAAAGACAAGUGUCCAUGCCCCUGACUGCCACAACCGGCCCAUCGCUCCCACCGGCAGCCGCGACACAGUCUGCACAGGCUCCUGCUAGAAUUCUCGCACAAGAGCCUGGGUUUCAGCAAGCCUGCAGCUCGGUGAAGCUCCCACUACGAGCAGGCCGAUCGGCAGUCGCUUCGCCCAUGUCGCCCGUGCCAGAGCAGGACGAAGAAGCCGAAGGUCCACGUCUGGAGGCGCCCAAGCCUGGCCAGCUGCCAACCUCCGCACCAGCAAUUCUCAGACCUGGUUCAGCUCCUGUGACCCUGGCUUCUACCGAGAACUGGCUUCCACAG